Sporothrix brasiliensis 5110 is the source of this 570-nucleotide messenger RNA. RefSeq lists its product as uncharacterized. The coding region runs from base 1 to 570 and encodes 189 amino acids. Lineage: Eukaryota; Fungi; Ascomycota; Sordariomycetes; Ophiostomatales; Ophiostomataceae. The transcript has a single exon. The record is from RefSeq and is a predicted model, not a curated record.
AUGGCCAAACUACAAAUAUGGCUAGCAUUUGGAAAGCGUCGUGAGGAAGAUCCCCUACAUUGGAUUCUCAUCCUUGCCCUUGAGGGUUCGGCAACUGGAACCUACUAUCACGUCACCGGGGGGCCGACCCAAGGAAGAGGCUACACACUGGAAAUUCAGGAUGGCAAGCGAGUCAACAGUCACGGCAUCAGCGCGCACUACUAUAUCGGCGAGAUUGACGAAAAAGAUCGAAACAAGUUUAAGGCUGCGGCACAGAAGGUUCCGAAGCAGCGUUGCCAAAAGUGGACCGUUCAGGUUCUGAAAGAACUCGAGAAGAAAAAUUUGGUCGCAUCUGGAACUGGCGACUAUUGGUCGACUCAGGUCGAGGCAUCGACAAAAUCAGCAGGGAAAAGCUCGAGCUCUUCUACGACGGCAGUCGUUGGUCAGUCGAGCUCUUCCAGCACCUCCACUUCUGGUCCGAGUGGCAUAGGCGAAGCUGCUGGCGAUUGGAUAUGGGACGACGAACACCAAUGCUACCGGUGCUGGGAUGGGACCAAAUGGAUUUGGCGGUCAGCAAGUGGACUGGAGUAG